AUGCCCAAAAUCGCAGCUUUCGCCCUCCUUUGGCUCCUCGCGCCCUUUCAACUCACCGACGGCGCAAUGAUCCCUCGCCAAACUACCGACUUUGGAGUCUGCACUGAUCCCACCAUCAUUUACGUCCAAGAUCAGGAUGGUAUGCUAGGUUAUGGUUAUAAGCCCGCCAACACCGACGACUUUCCUCACGGCGCAACGGCCGAUAUAGCCACUACCAUAGACUUCAUCCGCUCUACCCUCCAAAACGCGUGCCGAGCGCCCACCACAGCCUGGUUCCUCUGCACAACCGCUUCUGCAGCGGCUAAUGGCAAAGAAGGUCAGGAUGCUGCCGAUGCAUUCAACAAUGUCAUGAAUCAAUCGUCCCCCCUAUCCGAGGCCUCGCAAGCUCCAGCGCCUGCAGUUUCUGCAGCUGCCGUCCAUCCAAGUCUAAACAUGAAGUUCUCCAAAGAAACUGUCGUCUUUGGUGAUCACCUCGAUCCGAUAUGGUGGUUCAAGGAAUACCUCAAGGCAGAUGGACAACCUGCUAUCUGCGAUGAGACGCCGCACCGCAUGCCUAACGACCACUAUAUCACCUUCACCUGCGAAGGCGCGGAUCCCAACAUCGUGCCUAUGAUGAAGGAGGCGCUCAUCGCCGUUGUCAAAGACACGAUUGACAAUACGGCGCUGCCAGACGACCAACGCAUGUUUAUGCACCGUGAGGGUCUUUGCUGGGAUGGACACAAUAACCAAUGCCACAUCACAGAAGGGUAUCCUAGCACCGUUUUCCCGCAGUCUGUACAUGUUGCUGUUGCUAUUGAAGUACCUGGCACUGGGGGUGCUGGUGCACUGUCUGGAAACCUACGCUAUAACAUCGCUGACUCUUCGUCGAACAACUGCGGCAUGUGCUCAUAUCUAUCUACCAGUGGAGGAGCUGUUUCUGCUUUGACCAGUGUUGCUCAAGUAGUGAUGGGAUUUAGUGAGUUGAUCGUUCCUGGGAUCGCUGUUGCGAACGCGGCUGUUAGCUUCUCAUGCUUGACUACGUGUUAG
This is a messenger RNA of Fusarium oxysporum Fo47, 1026 nucleotides long. RefSeq lists its product as uncharacterized. Lineage: Eukaryota; Fungi; Ascomycota; Sordariomycetes; Hypocreales; Nectriaceae. The coding region runs from base 1 to 1026 and encodes 341 amino acids. The record is from RefSeq and is a predicted model, not a curated record. The transcript has a single exon.